Molecule: messenger RNA, 312 nt
Organism: Rotaria sordida
Lineage: Eukaryota; Metazoa; Rotifera; Eurotatoria; Philodinida; Philodinidae
Source: the annotation of a GenBank genome assembly
AUGUUUAAUUUUCCAACCGUCCUAUUAGUUCGACUUACACGAGAUAUUUCUGCUUAUUUUAUUGAACAAGGAAAAAUGUAUUUGCAAGUUGAUGCACCACAGAAUGCGUUAACAUGUUUCGAUCAUGCUCGAAAUCUGGAAAUACAAGCCAAUGAACGAGAUAAGGGAAAGUUAAAUUCGAAUACCAAGGAGCCAAAUUGUUCACAUAUUGAUUUUCGUGAACAUCUCGAUAUGCUCGAAGGUGAUGGUGGAUUGAUUUCUCGAGCUAAAGAAGCUGUCCGUGCAAAGGAAUACUCUUUGGAAAAUUCUUGA